AUGGGGCGGCGAGCGCUGCUGGGGGGCCGGGCUCCGCUCCACCUUCUGCUGCUGUGCCACGCCUGGGCGCUGCCUCCGCCGCCGCCGCCGCGGCAGGCGCAGCCGGUGCUGCCCGCCCGCCUGCCCGCCCCGUCGGGGCAGCUGGCCCUGCGGCUGGCGGCCUUCGGCAGGGCCGUGGUGCUCCGCCUGCGCCCCGACGCCGCUUUCCUGGCUCCCCGCUACCGCCUGCAGCGCUUGGGGAGCCGCAGGGCGGCCGCACGCAGCGCGCCCCGAAGGGGAUGCUUCUACGCGGGGACCGUCGACGGGAGCCCCGAUGGGGCCGCCGUGCUCAGCCGGUGCUCUGGGGCCGGGCUCCGAGCCGCUUUCCUCCUCGAUGGGGAUGCUUAUGAGCUCCAGCCGCUCGGGCAGCGCUGGCCGGGGCCGCCCUGGAGGCGGCCGCAUCGGCUCCGGCGCCGCGCUGCUCCCGGUGCUCCCGGUGUUCCCGGUGUUCCCGGUCCUCGGGAGCGGCUCCUCCGCUCCAAGCGCUUCGUUUCCCAGGCGCGGUACGUGGAGACGCUGCUGGUGGCGGAUGCCUCCAUGGUGCGGUUCUACGGGGAGGAUGUGGAGAACCACGUCCUGACGCUGAUGUCCAUGGCAGCUCGCAUCUACAAACACCCCAGCCUGAAGAACUCCAUUAACCUGGUGGUGGUGAAGGUGCUGGUGGUGGAUGAGGAGGCAGCAGGGCCCGAGGUGUCCGACAACGGUGGGCUCACCCUGCGCAACUUCUGCAGCUGGCAGCAGAGGUUCAACCCCCCGAGCGACCGGCACCCGGAGCACUAUGACACUGCCAUCCUGCUGACCAGACAGGACUUCUGUGGACACCAAAGCUGUGACACGCUGGGAGUGGCGGAUAUCGGCACCAUGUGUGACCGCAACAAAAGCUGCUCCGUGAUCGAGGAUGAGGGGCUGCAGGCAGCUUACACCCUGGCCCAUGAACUGGGCCAUGUUCUCAGCAUGCCCCAUGAUGACUCCAAGACCUGCGAGCGGCUCUUUGGGCCCCUUGGCAAGCACCAUAUGAUGGCCCCUCUUUUCAUCGCCUUGAACAAGACCCAGCCCUGGUCUCCUUGCAGCGCCAUGUACCUCACUGAGUUCCUGGAUGGAGGGCAUGGUGACUGCUUGCUGGAUGCCCCAGCAGAGCCCCUGCCCCUGCCUAUGGAGCUGCCUGGCCAAGGAGCCCUGUACAGCCUGGACCAGCAGUGCCAGCAGAUCUUCGGCAAGGGCUUCCAGCACUGCCCCAACACCACAGACGAGGACAUCUGCGCCCAGCUCUGGUGCAGGACCGGCACUGGGGAGCCCCUCUGCCACACCAAGAACGGCAGCUUGCCCUGGGCCGAUGGCACUCCAUGCAAAGCCACUGGGAUGUGCUGGGAUGGACGCUGUGUGCCGCAGGAUGCCCUGAAACCUCAGCCAGUGGUGGACGGCGGCUGGGGCCCGUGGAGCCCGUGGGGCUCCUGCUCCCGGAGCUGUGGUGGUGGGGUGCAGUUCUCCUACCGGCACUGCGACAGCCCCAAGCCCCAGCACGGCGGCAGGUACUGCGAGGGCCAGCGUGCCAAGUACCAGUCCUGCCACACCGAUGAGUGCCCGGCGGAUGGGAAGAGCUUUCGGGAGCAGCAGUGUGAGAAGUACAACAGCUACAACUUGACGGAUCUGGAAGGGAACCGCCUGGAGUGGGUACCCAAGUACGCGGGGGUCUCACCCCGAGACCGAUGCAAGCUCUUCUGCCGAGCCAGAGGGAGGAGUGAAUUCAAAGUCUUUGAGGCCAAAGUGAUCGACGGGACGCUGUGUGGACCAGAGACCCUCUCCAUCUGCGUCCAUGGGCAGUGCAUCAAGGCCGGCUGUGAUCACAUCGUUGGGUCCUCCAAGAAGCUGGAUAAAUGUGGGGUGUGCGGUGGCAAUGGCUCAACGUGCAGGAAAAUAUCCGGCUCGCUCAACCGAUCCAAAUACGGCUACAACGACAUCGUCACCAUCCCCGCGGGGGCAACCAACAUCGACAUCAAACAGCGCAGCCACCGAGGGGUGCGCCACGAUGGGAACUACCUGGCCCUGAGGACCCUGGAGGGCAAGUACCUGCUGAACGGAGACUUUGCCAUCUCAGCCAUGGAGCAGGACAUCCUGGUCAAGGGAACCAUCCUGAAGUACAGCGGCUCCAUGACGACCCUGGAGAGGCUGCAGAGCUUCCGACAGCUCCCGGAGCCGCUCACGGUCCAGCUGCUGACCAUCGCCAGCGAGGUCUUCCCACCCAAAGUCAAAUACACCUUCUUCAUCCCCAAGGACGUCCCUUUCAGCAAGCAGAAAGGCAAAGAGAAGAAGUCGGCCAACGUCAUCCGCCCCAUGCUGACCUCCCAAUGGGUCCUGGGCGACUGGUCCGAGUGCUCCAAGACGUGCGGCUCCGGCUGGCAGAGGCGGACGGUGGAUUGCCGGGAUAUGGAGGGUCAAACCUCCUCUACAUGCGACAGAGCCCUCAAGCCUGAGGACAUCAAGCCCUGUGGUGACAUCCCCUGCCCGCUCUGGCGCAUGGGUCCCUGGUCCCCCUGCUCCCACACCUGUGGGGAGGGCAUCCGGAUGCGCAAUGCUUCCUGCAUCGACUACACCGGCACAAUCACUGCCCCGGAGAGAUGCAGCUCACCGGGGCCAGCACCGGUCACUGCUGCCUGUGUGCUGCAGCAGUGCUGAGCACCGCACCAGCACCACCAGUGAGGGUGCUGUGAGCUUGGUUAACCACUUCCCAGAGGUUCAUCCCCAUCCCAUCCACGUCUACCUCAGAGCGGGGAAAUAACAGCAGCAGAGUGGGGAGGAAUCACUUGUUUUCCUUUCUCUUUUCCUCCCAGCUGGCUGCUUGCAGGAAAGUUGUCAUUUAAAGGGAAAAUAGGUGUAUCCAUAGGGAUUUUUCCAAAGAGCUUUUGUUAAGCACUUGUUUGUAAGGAUUUGUUGUUGGAAAAGAAUGUGGAAUCCGGCUUUGCCAUCGCCCCAUCCCAGCUGCAGGUCGAAGAGGUCCAGGGUGGGCGGCUUUGCUGAUAAGGUUGGGAUCCCUUUGCCAAAGGGUUGGAUGGGGUUGCUGUCCCCUCCCUGCAGCAGUGUGGGUGUCCUUGAGCACGAGGAGCAUUCUGUCAGCUCCGGGUUUAUCUGGGAGAUAACUCACUUGGCUGGGAGCAGGAGGGAGCUGAGGGAAAGAUCCUGGUGUGCAUUAGACAGGACAUGGG
Molecule: messenger RNA, 3239 nt
Organism: Melopsittacus undulatus (budgerigar)
Lineage: Eukaryota; Metazoa; Chordata; Aves; Psittaciformes; Psittaculidae
Gene: ADAMTS8
Product: ADAM metallopeptidase with thrombospondin type 1 motif 8
Exons: 9
Coding region: 1-2712 (903 amino acids)
Biological process (GO): proteolysis; extracellular matrix organization
Molecular function (GO): zinc ion binding; metalloendopeptidase activity
Source: RefSeq, a predicted model, not a curated record